AUUUUCUCAAAACCCAUUUCAAUUUUUCAUUCAGAGUUUCACUUUUCUUCUUCUUCUUCUUCCUGCUGUCACAUAAAAAGAAGCAGUACUGAUACGAUCUCCUUUCUUUCUUUACUAAGCUAAGAUCAUACCAAAAGAUUUUCCCUUUCCCUCCCUCUAUCAACCCUGAACCAACCCCUACUACUGCAACUUCACUUCUCUUUCCCUUUUUUCCUUCUACACUCUGCCCUUCUUCUUUCCUCUUCUCUGCAACUGCAAUCAAAGCAAACGUCUCAGCAGCAAGCAACCCAUCACAACACCAGAAGCAUUUAUCCAUGCUUCACUUGCUCAUUUAUUGUUUGCUUGAUAUCUCUCUCACCUACUAAUCUUCCUCGAGCUCUUCAACAGUGAAGUCUCCCAUCCCACCAUAGCCCAUAGCCCCAUUUCUUCUCGUAUCUUCUUACCUCUGAUUGCUGGUUCAGAAAACCGAAAUCUUCACUUCACUUCACUUUCGUGUUUUGGUUCUUUCUUUUACUCUGAGAAACAGAGCGAAAAAAAGCAUCUUUAUUACAUCACAAACACAGAAACACAAAAACAGAGCACCCCUGCUCUGUUUUCUGUUCCUUUUUUCCGCUACUCUGAAGAUGCAAAGCUUCAGGGCUACAGCGUCAUCAUCCCACCAUCAUUAUCAUCACCAUCAUCACGAUACCAUUCCUUCUACUGUUUUCCAUACCUCUGAAAUGUACUGCAACUCCCCUGUUCCGCCACCUCCUUACUUUUUCCGAGGAGGAGGAGGAGGAGAAGAAGAUGAAGACUGUAGAAGCCAAACCCGGUUUGGUGACCUUGGGGAGCUUGAUCAUCCCCAACCAACAACAACCCACUCUCUCCCCCCACCUCCUUCUGCUUUCCAACACCACCAUGCUGUUGAUUUAAGCCCAAGCUCCAUGUUCAGUACAAAAUCAGGAAACAAUGUCGCCCUCGCCCAUGGAAGCAACAGCAGUUUACAUUUCGCUUCGCCAUUGAUUACGACUGGGAUCGGAGAGGUUGCAGCGGCAGGGUGUUUGGACACAGGGCAAUACCUGUACGGGAGAGCGACAUUGUUGGGGAACGAGCAGCAGAAUAACAACAACAAUAGCAACAACAGUAGUAGGUGUGGUGGUAAUCUCGAGAAGUGGGGGGAUUCAAUUUCAACCUCGACUGGGAUGGGUGCAGGAGGAGGAGGAGGAGAUACGAGCCAGCAGACUACUGACACUUCCACAGAUGUCGAUACUGAUGAAAGAAACCAAUUUCACCACCAGCAGCAGCAGCAGAUUGGUGAUGGUGGCCAACAUGGCUCAAUUUUGGUGGUUGAUUCCAUGGAUCAAUCCAAGGGCAAAAUCGAUGACCAAAAGGUUUCUACUUUUCUUGAGCUGUCAAUUUGUUCAUUUUCUCAACAGAGUCUUCGAAGGUUGGCUCAGAACCGGGAAGCAGCCAGAAAGAGUCGCCUGAGGAAGAAGGCUUAUGUCCAGCAGCUUGAGAACAGUCGCUUAAGGCUUACCCAACUCGAACAAGAACUACAACGUGCGCGCCAACAGGGAAUUUUCGCCGCCUCCACAGGUGCAUCGGUGGACUACCAUGGCCACUCAGUAUCAGGAAAUGGAGGCGGUGGUGCGAUGGCAUUCGACAUGGAAUACGCACGAUGGAUCGACGAGCAUCAGAGGCUGAUCAACGAGUUGAGAACCGCCGUGAACUCCCAGAUGGGCGACAACGAGCUCCGCAUUCUAGUCGACGGCGUCAUGGAUCACUACGACGAGAUAUUCAGGCUGAAGAGCAUCGCGGCCAAGGCCGAUGUUUUCCACAUGCUCUCCGGCAUGUGGAAGACUCCGGCCGAGAGGUGCUUCAUGUGGUUGGGUGGAUUCCGCUCUUCUGAACUACUCAAGAUACUAGGGAACCAGCUGGAGCCGUUGACGGAUCAGCAGCUAGUGGGGAUAUGCAAUCUGCAGCAAUCAUCUCAGCAGGCCGAAGAUGCUUUGUCGCAAGGGAUGGAAGCCUUGCAGCAAUCCCUUGUCGACACGCUCUCUUCAUCGUCCCUGCGACCAGCAGGCACUGGUAAUGUGGCGGAUUACAUGGGCCAGAUGGCCAUUGCUAUGGGCAAGCUCGCCACGCUGGAGAAUUUCCUUCACCAGGCUGAUCUUCUGCGGCAGCAGACUCUGCAGCAGCUGCAUCGAAUCCUGACGACUCGGCAGGCUGCUCGCGCCUUGCUCGUCAUCAGCGACUACACCUCUCGGUUAAGAGCACUGAGUUCUCUAUGGAUGGCACGACCAAGAGAUUGAUAGGUUCAUAAAAAAAAGAACGUUUUGGUGUGUGGGGGGAAAUGAUGGGACAACUGGUUUUUGGAUUCCUCUCAGAUUUUGUUUCUGUUGUCAUUUCUCCAGUUGUCUGGAUAUGUUUAGUACAAGAGAAGAUUACUGUAGAAUUUGCAGGCCGAACACUUAUAAUGCACUAAUGUAGUGUAGGUUGAAUGACAAUUUACACUAAUUUACGGACGAAAUUGACGCUCUUGUUAUUGAGAU
Messenger RNA from Linum tenue, 2531 nucleotides. The record is from the annotation of a GenBank genome assembly. Lineage: Eukaryota; Viridiplantae; Streptophyta; Magnoliopsida; Malpighiales; Linaceae.